CUUUUGGUGAGAUCGACAAGAUAUUAUUACUUGACACACAUAUAAAUGCGUGUGAAAGAUAUCACUUAAAAGAGAAAAAAGAUAUGAGAAGGAUUCAAAGCCAUAAGCUCCCAUGCUUACAUUGUCAACCUCAAGGCUUCAUUAAAAUCGUACAUCAUUUAAUAGAAAGAUGUAUACUCUUUCGUAUGGGUCGAGAUGAUUGCAUGAGGACACUCGCUAAGCAUGCAAACAUCCAUCCAACUGUCACGUUUACAGUAUGGGAAGAGCUACUAAAAGAGAAUAAGAUAUUCUUUCAAGCUUACUCACGUUCUAUUUUACCAAGCAAUAUCGUGCUCAAUGGACAACCACAAGAGACCAAUGAUAUCGAUUGUUAUGGAAGAACACAAACAUUGUUGAGGAGAUGAUUAGUUAAUAGCUUGUCAUAAAUGAUUUUGUAACAAUUUGUCAUGAAAUUUGUAGCAAUUUAUUUUAUAGGAC
This is a messenger RNA of Lactuca virosa, 477 nucleotides long. Lineage: Eukaryota; Viridiplantae; Streptophyta; Magnoliopsida; Asterales; Asteraceae. The record is from the annotation of a GenBank genome assembly.